GAAGCUUCUUCAAGGUCAGAACCACACAAGAAGCCAUGCAUCAGAAUGGUAUUCCUCUCAAGCAAGUUUACUUGUGAUCCACCCCAGCUCCUCUACUGACCUUGCACCUGGGGCUUCUUUCCUUCCCUUCUUGUAUGUUCCUUGGCCACCAAAGCGCAUAUCAUCACUGUCCUUUCUCCUAUACUCUCUUCCGGUGCAGCCGAAAUCAUUCCUGCAUAAAGCACUGCAACUGCAGGCAGCAGCAGCUUUAUUCUUCACCGUUUCUUCUCCAAGCUUUUGCAUCCUUGCAGCUGCAGCCGCAGCCUUUGCAUCUCGGAUGUCGGAUCGAUUUGAACCCGUCCUUGUUCCUUAGCAUUGCGAGCUUUACAGCCUCAGCCCUCAGCAUUGUUGAUGUGUCUCAACUAAGCGAGCACAACCUCGCGCCGAUCAGAAACAAGAACUCUCGCCCAUCGUGAGGCCAUGGAGGUGCAGAGCGCCCCCGGCGCGGAAGACGGCGUGGACGAUGUCUUCUUCUGCGUGGCCGCGACAUCGAGGGGCAACAGGAGCAGCAUCUCCUACUUCCACACCAACGCGUCCGACGAGGACGCCCAGUCGGCCCUCGCGCUGGCCGCGGUCUGCCUCGACCACGCGCCGGAGCACCACCGGUGGCACCACCACACCGUCGCCGGGGCGAGGACGUUCGCGUUCCUCUCGGCCGGCGACGGCCGCACGUACUUCGCCGCCGCGGACCCGACGCCGGGCGCCGCCGAGGUGGUCCGGUUCCUGGAGCGCGUCCGCGACGCGUGCGACGCCGCGCCCAGGAAGCGUCGGCGCGACGAGGCCGUGGCCCACGUCGCGCGGCAGUUCGCGCAGCAGCUGCGGGCCGCGGCGGCGGGGGCGAGUUCCGGCGCGGGGGGCUCGGCGUCGCUUCCCGGAGCCUCGCCGUGGGAGCUGACGCUGCCCACGCCUAUGGCGCCGGCGUGCGCUGCGGACGCCGGCGGCGAGAAGGACGAGGAGCACCAGCGGGCCGGAGCGCAACGUCGCGCCGUGCAGCCGGGCCGGGAGAGCGCGCGGCCGGGGUGGCGUUCGUGGUGGCGCCACGCGGUGGUCGUGAUCGGCGUGGACGUGGUGGUGUGCCUGGUGCUGUUCGCCGUGUGGAUGGGGGUGUGCAAAGGUUUCAGGUGCCUUACGCGAUGAAUCGCUCAGACGCAGGGUCUGCGAUUGUAAUCCACACCCAUGCUGUGCAUUCUUUUAUGAUUGCUUAUCAGUUAUUACAUCGAGGAAUUUGUAAAAGAUCGGUUUAGAAACUAAGAUUGUAGCGUUCUUUAAGUCAAGCACGGGUUAGAAACUCAGUUCUUGCAAAAUGCAGGAAAUCUGAACGUUCAUGCAUGACAAGGAUCGUACGGUCUUUGAUCAAAAUCCAAAGAGAUGCUUUUACGCGUAAACUCCAGAAACAGAGAUGUGGUAAACACUACAUGGAAUCAGGCCUGUCUGGCUGUCUGCUACUCUGGUAAUACACUAAUACUUCUGGGCGUAAUUAUUUGUAUGAAUACAGUUUUCUUUUAUGACGAUUCUUAAAGUUUUUUGAAAGCCUGACUUCAUGCGC
Molecule: messenger RNA, 1585 nt
Organism: Panicum hallii
Lineage: Eukaryota; Viridiplantae; Streptophyta; Magnoliopsida; Poales; Poaceae
Product: phytolongin Phyl1.1-like
Exons: 1
Coding region: 460-1176 (238 amino acids)
Cellular component (GO): membrane
Source: RefSeq, a predicted model, not a curated record